This is a messenger RNA of Theileria orientalis strain Shintoku, 2931 nucleotides long. RefSeq lists its product as uncharacterized. NCBI's taxonomy places the organism in Eukaryota, Apicomplexa, Aconoidasida, Piroplasmida, Theileriidae. The transcript is spliced from 2 exons. Bases 1 to 2931 code for a protein of 976 amino acids. The record is from RefSeq and is a predicted model, not a curated record.
AUGUGUAGUGACUCGACCCCAGUAGCAUUAUAUUUAAAACGAGUUAAUCCGGAUAUUACUAAAAUUAUAAAUACCAUUAGUGCGUACCUGUUGGUAUGCCUUUUGGCAGGCGGUUACUGGAAUCUCCUGGUACCAGUAAAGGCUGAUGAGGUUCUUAGAGGUUCUAGUAGUCAACCAGCCGAAACCUCUUCAAAUUCUAGUUCAGCUCCACAAGCCGGAAUUGCAAGUAUCGAUCUGAACAUAUUAAAAAUCAAUUCUAGUGACACAUAUAAUUGUAGUAAACAUGGCCAAUAUGUAAUUUAUACUGCUAAGGGAAAUAACCGUUUCAAUUCUGUCAACGAAGAUAGUACCGAAGUAUGGAGAGCAACCGACUCCAAAAAUUAUUCCCCUAGGGUUGACUUAGACCUUAUCGAUAACAACCUCAAAGCAGUUACUAUUCACUUUCCAGAAAAAAAGACUAAGGUGUUUACUAAAAACGGUAACAACGAGCCUUGGAAUGAAAUUGAUACCACUAAAGUAAAUCCUAUGUCAGUCUACAUCGACUAUCCUCACGAAAGUUACAUUUGCAAAAGUGAAUUAAAAGGCGACAUUAGAAUAUUUACCGCCAAAACCGGUUUCACUUUUAAAGGCGCCCAUGAGUAUAUCGAUGAUAACAGAGUUGCAGUUUGGAAAGCAGAUACCCAGGAUGAUUAUGUGAAUAAAAUAGAAGUAGAUCUUAUGAAUGACGAUGCCAAAGCAGUUAUUAUUCACUUUGCAGAAAAAAAGACAAAGGUGUUAAUGAAAAGGUCUAUGUGCAGACCCUGGAAUGUGAUUGACACAUCCAAAGUAAACCCUAUUUCAGUGAAUAUACAGGACAAAUAUAAUACUUACUACUGUUAUAAUAGAUUGGAAAAUGGCAUUAGAACAUUUACGGCUAGAAAAGGAUUCUUUUUUAAUCGAGUUAAAGAUGGUAAUAUUGAUAUUUGGGCAACUUCCGAAGAGUCUGAAUAUGGUAAAAAAGUAGUGGCAGAAGGAAAUGAGGUAAUUAUAUACACAGGGAAUGAUGGAUCCGUAAUAGUGUUUACUAAGGAAUCUGAUGGUAAAUGGAUAGAAGAUACCUCAGGACCCACUACAGGACAAAGAGUUAGAUUAUUAAGGGCUAAUCCUUUAGUUGCUGAUAGUUUUUUAAAAUUAAGCUCUAAUGAGUACACCUUUUCUGAGAAUGGAAAUGUAGUUAUAUACCAUAUCGCAGACUCUGUUAAUUGUGCCCAAUUGUUGUUAGACGAUGCUUUAUUAUGGGUCUACGACUCUACACAUUAUGGUGGCAUACACCCAAGAUCAGUUUAUCAUGAUACGAGCACUGAUGUUUUAGUACUCAGGUUCGAAGGUUUAGAUAUGACUUUUGAAAAGAAUGAUAAAGGUCAGUGGGUAUUCACGGAGUCAGGUCCACUAGCAAUCAAAUUAUAUGUAGCUGAUCCUAAUGAUAACACCAACGCUUUAGAACUCCCUAGUACUCAAUAUACAGUAACUGAAAGUCGUGAUAUGACCACAUUCACUAUACCAGACAAUGUUAGUAUUAUCGCAUUAACGUAUGCUUCAAUUUUGUUGUGGCAGCAUAAUCCCAGUCAAUAUGGUGGCAUAUAUCCCAAUUCAAUGAAUUACAUAAAAAGUACAGACUCACUGGUACUUUGUUUUGAUGGAUUAGAUUUCACUUUUGUAAAGAAUGAUCAAGGUCAGUGGAUAUUCACUGAGUCAGGUCCGUUAGCCAUCAAACUACACGUAUCCGAUCCCAAUGAUCCUAAUAAUACUAUCAGGCUAGAUAACAGCCAGUUUACAGUAAUCGAAAGUGAUGAUACUACCACUUUCAUUAUCGCAGACGGUGUUAAUUGUGUCAAACUAAUAUAUGGUCAAGCUUUAUUAUGGCGAUACGACCCAGAAAACCAUGGUGGCAUCUACCCCAAUUCAUUAUUCUAUAUUAACAGUACUGACACACUAAUACUUCAAUUUGAGGGUUUAGAUGUGACAUUUUCAAGGAAUGCCAUAGGACAGUGGGUGUACACUGAGACUGAUACUUCUGGUGAAGGAGACACUGUAUCAGAAUCCGGUUAUUCUUCAGUAUUUGACCCAGAUGAAUUUGAUCCAAUAUCUGAAUCGGAAGGUGAAGAGUUUUUUGCAGAAAAUGAUCCUACUAUUGUAACACCACCAAUAUCUUCAUCUACACAACCAAGAGUCAGAUUAUUUAAGGCUAAUCCUUCCGAUGCAAAUAAUCCAUUGGAACUAGGUUCUAUUGAAUAUAGUUCUUCUACAAGCGGAAACGUGGUUAAGUACCAGAUUGCCAACGGUGUUAAGUGUUCCCAAGUGAUGAUUGACGAUGUUAUAUUGUGGGAAUACGACUCUUCACAAUAUGGAGGCAGAUAUCCCAGAUCAUUAUAUCAUGAUACAAGUACAGAUGUUUUAUUACUAAGGAUUACAGGUGUAGAUAUCACAUUUGAAAACACCGCUGAAGGUUGGAUAUUCACUGAAUCAGGACCACUAGCCGUCAAAUUCCAUGUAGUUGAUCCUAAUGAUAACACCAAGACUGUCGAACUCCCAACUACUCACUUAACGCUAAGUGAAAGUGGUGAUAUGACCACAUUCACUAUAGCAGACAAUGUUGAAACUAUCGCAUUAACCUAUGGUAAAGUUUUAUUAUGGCAACAUGAUGCUAAUAAACACAGUGGAAAGCAUCCCAAGUUAUUAUACUUUAUUAAAACUACAGACACACUAGUCCUCAGGUUUGAAGGUUUAGAUAUCGCAUACGCAAAGAAUAUUGACGGUGUAUGGGAGUACACAGAGACUGAUACGUCUGAUAGUGAAGCAGAUAAUGUAAAUAGAGAUGCUACUAUGAGUACACCUGAUCGAACACACUCAGUGUCUGAUAUUUUUAGUACUAUUAAUUUUAUUGAAUUAUGA